Molecule: messenger RNA, 819 nt
Organism: Diversispora eburnea
Lineage: Eukaryota; Fungi; Glomeromycota; Glomeromycetes; Diversisporales; Diversisporaceae
Source: the annotation of a GenBank genome assembly
AUGGUAGAAACUCGAAGUAGCAAACUUAAAAAUCAAGUCCAAAAUGAAACUGUUAUUCCCGUCAAAAGUUCUCAUAAACGUGUUGUUAAUGAAAUAACAUUAACGCCGACAAAACGUAUUCGAACAGGAGAUACUGUGACAAAUAAAGAAAUGUCAUUUAGAGAUAAAUUCAACCUUGAAAAUAAUGAAUCAGCACUUGCUAAUAUUCAUUCUUAUCUAUUAUCAAAAGCUUCCAAAAAGAAUUCUACAUUAUUAGCAAAAUAUUUUAGAGUUGAAGAAUAUGGAAUGGGAGAUAUUAUACUGGGUAUAAAAGUACCUGAAAUUCGUUUUUUGUCAAAAAGGUUGGACUUACUUCCUUUUCCAAUUCUGAGAGGUCUUAUAAAAUCAAAAUAUCAUGAAGAAAGACUAUUGGCAAUUAUUAAUGUUGUGGAAAAAUACAAAACAUCACAAGAUUCUAAAAUUCGGGAAAACAUAUUUAAUUUUUUUGUUGAAGAAAUGAUAAGUGGUGUCGAUAAUUGGGAUUUAGUGGAUACAUCAGCAAGCCAAAUAGUAGGUGCAUAUUUAAGAGACAAGCCUGAUCUUAAGAGAUUUUGGCUUUUUGAAAAAUUUGUGAAAUCGAAUCGACUCUGGGAUAGAAGAAUUGCAAUCAUUUCAACACAAUAUUUCAUUAAAUACGGAGAAUAUGAUGAUACUCUUGAAUUAGCUGGAAUCCUUCUCCAUCAACACGCGAAAGAUAUGCCAAGGGUGAUGCUUCGAUAUAGUAUUGAGAAAUUAUCGGUACAAGAACGCAAGAAAUAUAUGAAAUUAGAUAAAAAAUAG